Branchiostoma floridae (Florida lancelet) is the source of this 3034-nucleotide messenger RNA. Its product is annotated as THUMP domain-containing protein 3-like. The transcript has 9 exons. The record is from RefSeq and is a predicted model, not a curated record. Gene Ontology annotation, molecular function: RNA binding; tRNA (guanine) methyltransferase activity. The coding region runs from base 218 to 2008 and encodes 596 amino acids. Lineage: Eukaryota; Metazoa; Chordata; Leptocardii; Amphioxiformes; Branchiostomatidae. Gene Ontology annotation, biological process: tRNA methylation.
AGAUGUUUGGAAUAGCUCAUUAGAAAUCGAAGGGGUUCAACUUCAACCUCACAAACAUAAAUAUUUGGGUAAAAUCUGCAAAUUUCGAUAAAGUUGCCCAAGCUAUUCGUUGAUUUGAGGAUAUCUAAUUGUGUUGACUAUUAAAUGUGUUGCGUAGAGUGUAAAGAUUGUUGGCAACUUUCAGGGGAAAAGAAAAGUGGCACAGUCAAAUUUCAAGAUGGCUUCCCUGGACGUCGAAGGUAUCGGCUGCUGCGUGGUUCAAAACGAAGAUUUGAUCCGUAUCGACGCCACAGUCACGUCUGGUCUGGAGCAGAUAGCGAAGGAGGAGGUGGAGGAAAAACUAGGCACAAAAGUGGUGAAGCGACGAGGUCGCAUCAGGUUCGAUACGCCAUACAAAGACUUCGCUCACAAGAUCCAAAGUCUUCGCACCUUGGAAAAUCUCCACGUGGUUGUAGCUGACUUUGAGAAGGAGGGUCUGGCAACAGACAGUGACAAGGAUGCAGUACUUAAGCACUUCUACCAGCUUGCAAAAACCUUUGACUGGGGUCCUGCUGUGUGCGCUUGGAAAACCUUCACAGGUGCCUUCCCUCAUGAGCCAGGUCCUCCCAAGAAGAAACAGAAAAUCCAGGACUCAGCCAAAGAUACGUCCAAGAUGCUGGAGAGGUAUGAGAACAUCAUCUCAAGAGAAGAGAUGGAUGGACCAGACUCGGACAAGACUCAGGAUGAAGCUGCAGAGAGAACAGAAUCAGUACUUUCAGAGGAUGCACAGGACUCUGGUACAGCCAAGGUAGCGACUCAGGAAAAAGGAAUGUCGAAAAUGGAAAUCUUCCCACUCCAGGCAGAUACACAGACUAGCAGUGGUGUUCAGAAUGUAGCUACAAAUGUCAAGGACAAAGCCUCUUCUCCUUGUACAAAUCUAUCAACUGAUGACCAAGAUGGCACAGACACUGUACCUGCAGCAGUUGAAAAUCAUGGCCCACUGAAGCCCAAGUUUCGAGUAACCUGCAACAGGGGCGGAGCCAAGCACAGCUUCACCUCCAUGGAUGCGGCCAGGCACUUCGGCGGUGGGAUCAACGAUGACCUGGGCUGGCCUGUGGACUUGACAAAGUUUGACAUCGAGGUUGUGUUGAACAUCUAUGGGGACCAGGUCACAGUGAUGAUAGCACUGACUAAGGGGAGUCUACACAGGAGGAACAUUCAACACUUUGGACCAACAACUCUAAGGUCUACUAUAGUCAAUAGUAUGCUGAGAAUAGCUAAUGUACAGGCUGGAGAAGUCAUUUGUGACCCAAUGUGUGGAAGUGGAGCCAUCUCUAUAGAGGGUGGUCUUGAUUUCCGGCAGUGCCUGCACCUGUCAGGAGACAACCAUGAGUGUGCCUGUCCCCGCACCAGGGCUAACAUUGCCACUAUCAACAACCAGAGGAGGAGGAGCGGACAAGGAGUUCUGCCUGUGGACACCCUGAGGUGGGAUGUGGGGAACCUUCCACUCAGAGAUGAGACUGUGGAUGUCUUCAUAACCGACAUGCCAUUUGGAAAACGACAUGGGUCUAAGCAGGGGAACUGGGAGUUGUACCGGCGGACAGUACGUGACAUGGCCCGAGUCUGCCGCUACGCUACAGGCAGGGCUGUCUUACUCACAGAGGACAAGAAGUGUCUGAACAAGGUCUUAACUGAAUACGACUCCCUGUGGUCCAAGAAGCUGGUGCUGUUCAUCAAGAUGGGAGGCCUGGAUGCGGCUAUCUACCAGCUCAAGCGGACCAACAAUCCCUUCCCAAAGUUCCUUGAGCACAAGCUUCUCUCCAGUAAGAGGAAACAGAAGAAGAUGGGGAUACCCCGGAGUGAGAGGGUGGGAGAGCCAAUCACAGAGCAGCUGGGGGAGCCAAUCACAGAACAGCUGGAGGAGCCAAUCACAGAACAGCCAGGGGUGAACACGGGAGAGGAGGGGAUGGAAGAGAAUUUGGGAAAACAGACAGAGGAGACUCCAGUUAGCAGUGACACCUCCACAUAAAGGGAUGAUUUCAAUUGGCUUUUGUUCUCAACCAGCAUGGAUAUACUCCUCUAAUAGAGAAGACAUGCUUGCUUUUCUAUACGCAAUUUCGCUCAUACAUUUUUGUAUUGUAGUAUGUCCACAAGCAGAUGUUACAAUAUGAAAUUGUUAUGGAUCAAUGUGCCAAUAUUGCUUGUAUUUAUUCUUGAUACACAAGAACACUCUGAAAACAGUGUUUAUGUAGGGUGCACAAUACUUGGUGAAGAGAAGCAUUAGAACCAGGAACUCUUGAAAAUUCUUUGCUUAAAAGCUAACUAGUAGCAUUAAUCUUUAAUUCUGUUUGGCAGAAUCCGAUCAUUAUUUCCAGUUUGAAGAACAAUGCACAUGCAGCCAAGAGUGGUUUUGUGUCUUUAAUACAAAAAUUAAAAGGAAAGUGUGUACAGUCUUCCACAAAUAGCAGCAUCAGCACAUACACAUGUAUAAGGUACACAUUGCACAGGUUUAUAAUAUAAGUAUAUAAUGUGUAUGAUACAACAUCUAACAGACAAAAGUGUUUGUUUGCCAAGUUUUUAAGAGUGUGACUGAACAAUGGUUUUAGACAAGAUUGUUAGUCUUGUGAGAUUCAGAGCAGCAUCAGUUUUGACUUGUCAGCAACAGUGCAUUGUGAACGUCCUCUGCAUGUUUGCUAUACAGUAUAACACUUCAUUUUUUUGCAGCAAGCCAUCAUCCAUACCUUCCCAGUUCACUGGUGUGUCAGACAAAUCGAAUUACAUAGAAAAGUAAGUAGGACCUUAAGAUUUACAAGAUAUUAAACAAACCUUAAGAAAGGUAAUAAAGUUUCCACGGGUGAUAGAGAUAUAUGCAGCAUUCAAUAACAAUAAGAUAUCUUACAAAUGCAUUGUGUUGCAAGUGUUUAUGAGUAUUUCUCAAAAAUAUUCCACUUUCAGAAUCGCUUGAUUUAUGUACAUUUACAAGCACUUGACGACCAAGACUCAUUGUGGUUUACAUGUAUGUAAUAUUUGGUGCAAUAGAAUAAAUAUACUGGGC